Molecule: messenger RNA, 702 nt
Organism: Hyposmocoma kahamanoa
Lineage: Eukaryota; Metazoa; Arthropoda; Insecta; Lepidoptera; Cosmopterigidae
Exons: 1
Coding region: 1-702 (233 amino acids)
Source: RefSeq, a predicted model, not a curated record
AUGCAGGUCGGAUGCCGAAUAGAUGGCGUCACUGUCAAUAACAUAAGCUAUGCUGACGACAUGGUGCUGCUCAGCCCUUCAAUUGGAGGUCUUAGGAAGCUUUUACGUGUAUGUGAAGCUUAUGCUGUGGAGCACGGUUUGAAGUACAACGUUACAAAAAGCGAGUUUAUGAUUUUUAAAGGAAAGAACAAAGGUCCUGUUCAUGUACCACCGCUGUUGCUAAACGGUAUUACUAUUAGACGUGUUCCACGGUUUAAGUAUCUGGGACACAUUUUGACUGAAGAAUUGAUGGAUGAUGAGGAUAUCGAGAGAGAGCGCAGGGCGUUGUCGGUUCGUGGGAACAUGCUGGCACAUAGAUUCACUCGUUGUACUGUCAGUGUUAAACUGACUCUUUUCAAAGCGUAUUGUCAGAGUUUUUACACGUGUGGUCUAUGGGCCAGGUUCACAAAGCGGGCCUACGACUCUCUGCGAGUCCAGUACAACAACGUUUUCAGAGUUCUAUUGAGGCUUCCCCGAUUCUGUAGUGCUUCGGGCAUGUUUGCCGAUGCACACAUGGACGACUUCUAUGCGAUUAUACGAAAGAAGACCGCGUCUAUUGUGCAGCGGAUACGGGGAAGUGACAAUGGAAUUCUGAGGAUGAUAGCAGACAGGAUGGACUCUGCUAUCCUCAGCCGGUUUACAUUGUUACAUGUAAAAAAAUAG